Molecule: messenger RNA, 3051 nt
Organism: Anarrhichthys ocellatus (wolf-eel)
Lineage: Eukaryota; Metazoa; Chordata; Actinopteri; Perciformes; Anarhichadidae
Gene: lrrc66
Product: leucine rich repeat containing 66
Exons: 4
Coding region: 1330-2274 (314 amino acids)
Cellular component (GO): plasma membrane
Molecular function (GO): protein binding
Source: RefSeq, a predicted model, not a curated record
AGAUACAAAACUACUUUGUUCGGAUUAAAGAAAACAUGGAGGUUUGGCUUGAAAUUAAACAAAUGAACAUGUUUAUGGAACAAAAGUACUUUGCUAUGUUUAGGUAACAGAAGUACUUAUAUAUAGGCAUAAAGUACUUUAUGUUUAGGCAACAAAAGCACUACUUGGUUUACUUUAGACAACAAAAGUACUUCAAGUUUAAACAACACAAGUAUUUGGUUCACACAGACUUUUCGGACUCAUUUGAAACUCAUUUGAUUUUUGAAAAGCAAACGUAGUCGAGGACAAAAUCUAUUUCCCUUUAAACAUAAUUCACAAAUCAGUUUGUUUGUAUGAGAAUGUAGUUUUUAGGAGACGAGGCUGUUGUGAGAUCAACUAAAUGAAAAUAACAGGAUUGUCCAACAUUUCAUUGCUGUGUUUGUUUCAAUAAAGAAACAUGUUGCUACUUGAAACUUCUUAUCAUUGGGUUCAGGAAAUGUCUCGAGUGUUUACAUUUAAAACCACAAAGUACAGUUUUAUUAUCUAAAAGUACUUUGUUAUGUUUAGGCAACGAAAGUACUACUUGGUUAUGUUUAGGCAACGAAAGUACUACUUGGGUAUGUUUUGUUUACUAAAGUACUACUUGGGUAUGUUCAGGAAACAAAAGUACUACUUGUUUAUGUUCAGGAAACAAAAGUACUACUUGGGUAUGUUCAGGAAACAAAAGUACUACUUGUUUAUGUUUAGGAAACAAAAGUACUACUUGGUUAUGUUUAGGCAACGAAAGUACUACUUGGGUAUGUUUUCUUAACUAAAGUACUACUUGGGUAUGUUCAGGAAACAAAAGUACUACUUGGGUAUGUUUAGGAAACUAAAGGACUUUAUGUUUAGGCAACAAAAGUACUACUUGGUUCGGCUAAAAGUACUUGGUUGUCAAACAUUUCAUUGUUGUGUUUGUUUCAAUAAAGAAACAUGUUGCUAUGUUAACCUUCUUAUCAUUGGUUUCAGGAAAUACCUCGAGUGUUUACAUGGUCAUUUAAACCCAUAAAGUACUGUUUUAUUAUCUCACAGAAUGUGGUGCCAUAAGCUGUCAGGAUCAGAGUUAUCGGUCAUACAUGCAGAGAAAGAAAAACCCAAUCACAGUAAGACAUUAACUUCACGUGUAAAUGAUUGAAUGAAUCACAGAACGGUAUCUUCGGGGUCGCUGCUCGUUAAGCUCGACGCAGCGAAAAUACUCCUCAGACUUUGAUCAGAAACUGACGGAGACGGAGAGUGAGACACUCUGGGAGUGAAGAGACAAGUCACAAGUUUUCUGUCAACUUGACAGAGGACACGAAGGACCGGGUUGCGAUGGCAGGGACACCGGGGAGGUUCCUGGCCGCUGUGCUGCUUCUUGUCUCCUCUGGACUCCACCGCUCCUCCACCUGUCCAGACUCCUGCACCUGUACGAGAGCUCCCCUGUUGAACUGCUCCUCCACCGGCCUUUCCUCUGCACCCCGACUCCUCCGGGACUCCGUGGCUGAGCUGGAUUUGUCUCAUAACCUCCUGGACUCCGUGAGCCUCGACCAGCCGCAUCGUAACCUCAGGGACGUUUGGCUGGGCGACAACGGCAUCGCACGCUUGUCUCUCUGCGUGGAGAGAAACCGCGGACAGAGACGUCUCUGUGGAUCGAGGACUUGGAGAGGACGGGGGUGUGAGUCCUGGGCCCCCGCCCUGCAGCUGCUAUCUGUUGAGAGGAAUCAGCUACAGCAACUCCCACAGGGGCUGGACGGUAGCGAGUCCCUGCAGGUUCUGCAGCUCUCCUUUAACAGGAUCUCAACUCUACGACCAGGAGAGCUUCGCCACCUCCGCCAGCUCAAAGAGCUACACCUCCAACAUAACCUCAUCUCAAGUCUCCAUCCACAGAUGUUCCAGGAUUUAGUGCAGCUCCGGGUCCUUGAUCUGAGCUUCAACAUGUUGACCAGCCUCCAUCCUUUGACAUACCUUUCUCUGCGUAACAUUGGGGCAGACGUCAGGCUGGGGGGCAACAGAUGGCAGUGUGAUUGCAGUAUGCGCAGUCUAAGGAGGAGAAUGGCCUUUGACGGCAGCAGAGGCCUGCAGGCCUGGAGCCUGGUGUGUGCCUCCCCCUCCGUCCUCUCAGGCAGAGAGCUGCUGCAGCUGGAGGACGACGACCUCAACUGUUUCAGUACUGAAAAUGGGCCAGAGCUCCACCGAGAUGUGACGGUCUACAGGGGCUCUGAGAUACUGCUGUCUUGUGCUCCACAAGGUGACAGUCACAAGUGUACAAUAAUUUAAACAUAUAAAACAAUGUUGGUAUGUUUCUGCAAACCAGAUAUUUUGAAUGUGGACAUUUUUUGCAUUCGAUCAAAGCAACUAUUAUAGUAAAUCAAGCAGAGCAAGUGACGUAGUAUAUUAUAGCAACCGUUAUUGAAAGUUUAAAAAGCUAUAAUAAAGAGUAUAACAAGCGAGAAAGUCCUCUAAGGGAGGUUUGGUGGAUGGGUUGAACAAAGACAGGACUCUCCAGGUGACAAUUGUUCGUCAAUGUUGACUUUACGCUCGUUAAGUAACAUUGCUUAAAUAAGUCCACCAAGGGUGGUCAUUUAUUGACACUAAUUAAGUGAUGUUAUUUUGUUACGUUGGGGCUUUUUUGCUAUGUUGUUUCGCUGCGUUGUUUCAUUAAGGAAGUAUGUAACAUUGUAACGUUACGUACAUACAUUAUUAUUUUAACACAAACCAAAGUAGUUUUGAUGCCUAAACCUAACCAGUCGUUUCAAAACAUUAACCAUGUGAAAUUGUGCGUUUCUGCAAGCGUGAUACUAGUCUGAUAUGAAGAAAAAAAAAAAAAAAUGUAAAUGUAUUUCUGGUUCAUAAACGAUUACAUUCAAUGUAUCCUGUGGUUUGCAAAAACGUACAAUGCCAACAAUUUUUCUGGCGAUUUGAUGACAAUGUAGGUCUGUCUAACUGUAAAUAUUGUCUUUGUUGAAGAUUCGGUGUGGUGGACGCCCAGUGGUGACGCAUCCGUGAGUCAACCUCAGGCUGGUCUGGUCAUCGGUGACAUCAAGGAAACAGACA